AUGGCGCAGUACUUCUUCGACCUCCUCUACACCUUCACAGAUUGCAUGUGCUGUUUCCCCAGCUCACCGCAACUGAAGAUAAAUAAUCGCAAUUUCAAGCUCUUACGACUCCUAGGCGAGGGCGGUUUCUCCUAUGUGUAUCUUGUCCAAGAUAAAGCUACCUCCGAAUUAUUCGCUCUCAAAAAAAUCCGCUGUCCCUUUGGUCAAGAAUCCGUGUCACAAGCUCUGAAAGAAGUCGAAGCCUACAACCUCUUCACCUCGGACAACAACAUCAUCCACUCCAUCGAUCACUCCGUCUCAACAGAAUCCGGUUCCAAAUUCAGAUCGGAUGGUGGUGAUGCGGGCUCCAAAACCGUCUACAUCCUACUACCAUACUACCAACGUGGCAACCUCCAGGAUGCCAUCAACGCCAACCUGGUCAACCACACUCGCUUCCCAGAGAAGCGGCUGAUGGUGCUGAUGCUUGGAGUCGCCAAUGCUUUGCGAUCCAUGCACCAGUAUCGUGUCCAGAGUGGCGCGAAAUCUACGCGCAAAGCAAAGGGUGUUCGGCGAGAAGGCGAGGAGGCGGAUGCGGAACGGACAAUGAAAAUGAAGCCACAGCGACGAGCGAGCCAACGUGUGCAACAAGAGCAGGACGAUGACGAGAAUGAGCCAUUGAUGGAGGACGAGGUGACGCGCAGUCAGGAAGGCGUCCAGGAUGGCGACUUGCGUCCAUAUGCGCAUCGCGAUAUUAAGCCCGGUAACAUUAUGAUCGACGAUGAUGGUCAGUCACCUAUCCUCAUGGAUCUCGGUUCUUUGGCACCCAGCCCGAUCGCUAUUACAUCCCGAUCCCUGGCCUUGGCGGUGCAAGAUACAGCCGCGGAGCAUAGCACUAUGCCAUAUCGUGCCCCUGAGCUGUUUGACGUCAAAACAGGGUCGAUCAUUGACACAAAGGUCGACAUCUGGUCCCUAGGCUGCACUUUGUAUGCAUGCUUGGUCGGAAAGAGUCCCUUCGAGGCUCGUAGUGAGGAAACCGGUGGUAGUCUGAGUAUGUGUGUGCUCGGUGGUGACUGGCGAUUCCCCGACGAAAAGUCCAAUGCCACCAAGGGCAAGGGAAAGGCUGGUGACAGUGAUGAUGUAUCCAAGAGCAGCGGAAGUAGCACGAUCAGCGCCCCAGUCAAGGACAUUGUUCGCAAAUGUCUUGAAGUGGAACCCUCCGAGCGUCCUGACAUUGACGAAUUGAUUGAUCUCAUCAAGGAUGUCAUCAAUGAAUUGCCGGAUGAUGAUGCAGCUGGUGCAUCCCAUUAG
Molecule: messenger RNA, 1287 nt
Organism: Penicillium odoratum
Lineage: Eukaryota; Fungi; Ascomycota; Eurotiomycetes; Eurotiales; Aspergillaceae
Product: putative serine/threonine protein kinase ENV7
Exons: 3
Coding region: 1-1287 (428 amino acids)
Biological process (GO): regulation of vacuole fusion, non-autophagic; vacuolar protein processing; protein phosphorylation
Cellular component (GO): cytoplasm; Golgi apparatus
Molecular function (GO): ATP binding; protein serine/threonine kinase activity
Source: RefSeq, a predicted model, not a curated record